Messenger RNA from Tribolium castaneum (red flour beetle), 5483 nucleotides. Its product is annotated as early endosome antigen 1. Bases 55 to 4389 code for a protein of 1444 amino acids. The transcript has 22 exons. NCBI's taxonomy places the organism in Eukaryota, Metazoa, Arthropoda, Insecta, Coleoptera, Tenebrionidae. The record is from RefSeq and is a predicted model, not a curated record.
AGACAGAAAAUAUGAAUUUAUUUGUUGUGGUAACAUAUUAAUUAAUUUUGUUUUAUGUCAAAAUGUCUACACAAUUUGCAUACAACUGCGCAAAUUGCAAUGUAUAGAAAGACUGUUGGCAAUCAAGAAAUCUUCCGAAAAUAUUCAAUUUACUCCUCAUUAUUCUAUCCAAAAUUUAAAGCAUAUCAUUUUCCUAAACACAAUAAAAUACACAAACUUUCGGCUCUUGUUAAUUGUAUUUUAUUAUUUAGUAAAUUUUUCUUGUACGAACUAUCUUUGUACAAACUGAUUGCCAACAUAUUUUCUUUUCAUUUCGAUCGGUGGAAUUUAUGCUGUUUUAUAACCGAGUGUACAAUGAAUCAAAAACAGGCCACAAACUACGAAAAGGAACAGCGGGCAUAUCAAGUAGUACAGAUUCUUAAAAACGAUAUUAUGGACGAGACACCGUCUAGUGAUGUUGAUUUCGAACCCAAUAACACGAAAAAAUCCCUUUUUGCUACACUUAUUAAAAGAAGACCUAGUGUUAAAAUAACCAAAAAAAUUGAAACCUGUUCCACCAUCAAUUUUGAAACGGAUAGCGCAACGUCUGAACAAAACUGUGGCAAUUUUCAAAACGAACAUGCACCUCAAAAUGAAAAAAAUAAACAUAAUUUUUUUCAAAGAAUUAUCAAGCGCUCAAAAAGUGGUCAAAAUUCUGUGAAAGCAAUUAAAAAAACGAAUGAUGCAGCAACCAGUUGUAAUCAAAAAAUUUCACUCAACAUGUGGAGCAAUUUUAUUCCAACAGCAUACAUACCUAAAUACAACAUCAAAUUGAUCAAUGGUAUGAGUGAACUUGAAGAUAUUUUACAAAACUUGCAUCAUUCCGAACAACACAUGGUCCAUCUUUUGAAGAAAUAUGUCGAAGAUAAGAAUUUCCAAAAACAACUCAUCGAGACUUGCUUCGAAUAUUUUGCUCUUCAAUACGAUUCAAAAUGUCACGCAAAUAUUCUUGCAGAAAAAAUCUGGUUACAACAAUUAGAACAGAACAAAACACAAGAUUAUAACUUACAGAAACGCUUAAACUUUUUAGUAAAAUCAAACAGAUCUCUGCAACUUCAAGUAGAGACUUUAUACCGUCAUUGCGAGAAAUUGGCUGCUCGCACUAAUCUCUACCCAAAACGAUUUCUUCAUAUGAGGUCUUUUGGCAAGAUUUACGCCAGACAUUUGAUUGAAAAUAACCGAAAAUUGCAAAAUAAAGUCAAAGCUUUGACAGGAGUUAUUUCCGAUUUUGAAGAGGAAUUACACAAAAUCCAACAUCAAAAAGGUGUUCUCGAAGAAGAAAAACGAAGUUUUCGCUCAGAAAUUUAUCACUUGCAUGCGAUUUUGGAACGGCAAAAUAGUGACUUCCAACUUGAAAAAUCAGGGCUUGCUUUGCAACUAAACCACCAAAACAAUCUCAUUAAAGAUGCAGUUGCUGCACUUGACUGUAUUUUCCAAGAUUUGCAUGGUUUUGGCCACCAGUUGAACGAAUUUGAAAUAACUGUAAUCUGGCCUCAGUAUCAGUGUCAAAACACCUGUUUGCCCGAAAUGGUUUAUCAACUUCGAGCAUGUGUUGGUGAACUUUUUAUAACAAUGACUACAGCUUUCAAAAAUGUUACUUUGGUGGUCAAGGACGUUAAUAAACUACGGACAACAAACGCCAGAUUACAGGAAAACCUUCAGAAGUCUACUAGUGAAUUGGAUAAUCUUAGCAAACGACUAAAUACCUCCGAACCAGAUUCCAAAAAACUUGAAAAAGAAAAUCUAGUUUUAAAGUUAAAACUCGAAAAUGCGAUGGAACAAAACAGUUUUCUGCGUGAUGAAAUUGAAAAUAGGAAAAAAAAUUUGGAUAUGAACAAAAAUCAAUCUCUUUCAAAUAAAAUCGAUGAAAUGGUUUUAAUAUUUUCUCAAUUAACAUCUGAUUUGCCAAAAGAAUGUAAUUCACAUCAUGAAAAGUUGGAUCACUGCGGAAAAGUUGCAAAACAAUUAGGCGAAAAAUGUAACCGAUUGGAGGAGGAAAAUCAAAAUAUUGUCCAAACUCAGCAAAUGUACCAACAAGACAUUGCAACUUUACAAGAUGGACUUACUAUCUUAAGUGCUGAAAAUGAAACAAUGAAAAAACAAUUAGCAACUCAACAUCAAACUUUAGCGACUCUUCAGAGUGAACGUAUUAAAUAUUUGGAGGAAAAAAAUAUCCUAAAGACUAUUUUUCAGCACUUAAAAAGCGAAAUAUCACGUGUUCAACAACUGGAAGACGCUGUUGCUGAUAUGAGUAAAGAGACAAAUCGACUCAGUCUAAUUGCAGAAUUUAAUAAACAGUUGGGAGAGCAAUUAAAAAAUGAAGUCGAAGUGAAAGAAAACACGAUAAGUGAACUGAAACAAAGUCUCGAAAAGUUGAGUUACAUUCAAAUAGAUACAGAUAAAGAAAGAAUGACUUUGUGUGCUCAACUAUCCGAAAUAUCAACGGUUAAAGAGAAAUUAAGCGAUUGUCUUGAACUUGAACUGAAGAAAAAUCUUCAUCUUGACGAAACUAAAAAGAAAUUGGAAAAUAGUACGAAAAGUCAAUUGAAAAUUUACGAAGAAAUGCAAAAAAAUGAACGAGCAGCACUAAAAGAGUUAUUAAAAGACUUUAGAAAUUUGAUUAAGCAGAGAGACUGUCUACUACAUCUACAAGAGGAAAACAAGAAAAAGUGUAAUGAUAUGGAAAAAGUUUCGCUGGAUUUAAAAAAAGCAUAUGAAGGUGCUCUUGCACAAAUCAAGCAUCGAGAUGAGGAAAUUAACAGACUUGUUGAAAAAAUUCAGUGUCAAGACGAAGAAAUGAAACAAGUUGAAGAAGAUUAUAAAAAUAACACCAUCAAGUACGAAAAAAAUUUGCGGAAGCUUGAAAAAGUUUUGUCUCAGGUGCGAAAUGAAAAAGAUGAGACACUUAGUAGUGUCGUUUCUUUGAAAAAUAACUUGCAAAAAGUGCAAAGCGACUUGAAUGAAUCCAGAGAAAAAUUGACGGAUAUUGAAAAUAAAUUUGCAAUUAAAUCGGCAGAAUGCAAUAAAUUAGAGUCAGAAGUAAGUGCAUGUAAAAAUGACUUGCAAAAUUUAAGCCAGGAAAACGGAAAAUUAACAUUGGAAUUGGAAUAUUUGAAAAAGUUGCACGAGCAAAAAACAUCCGAAUUAAAAGAAACUUUGUCAAGUUAUUCUGCAAAGGAUAAUCAAUAUUUGGAAACACAAAGUGUCGUGUGGAAUAAAGAACAACAAAUCAACGAUCUUAAUCGAAUAAUAAUCGAAAAAGAAAGUGAAAUUAAACAGUUACAACAAGAGUGUCUGUAUCUCAAUAAACAAACUGAAGAUCAGAAUAAAGUAUUGAUUGGUUAUGAAAAUCAGUUGGUACUGUUACAAGACAUAGAAACCGCAAAAUUUAAACUUGAACAAGAAAUUAACAAAAUAAAAUUAGAGCACAAAACGACUCAACUCGAAUUAGAGAAUGCACGAAAAGAAAUUGAUAAUUUAACUAAUGAACUAAAAACAACCAUCUUGAAAACGGAAAACGAAAAAUCCUACUACAAAAAUCAAGCAAAUGAAAUUAUUGUGGAAUAUAGUGAACAAAAGGCAAAUAUCGAAGAUGAAAUUGACAGUAUUUCUGAGCAACUUCGAAAAGUCACUGAAAAUUUACAAAUUGAAAAACACCGUUUUGAUGAAUUAGCCAAAGCCCAUGAUGAGUUACAAAUGAAAUAUCUUCAGUUAAGAGAUAAUUACAAUUCGGAAGUCAACGCUCAUAAAGAAACACGUCUCAAAAUUGAAAAUUUGGAAAAAUACAUGAAUGCAAUUUCAACCGAAAGGGACAAUCUUCAACAACAGGUACACCUUAUACUGAUGGAAAUUAAUGAAGAAAAAGACACAAAUGUGCUUUUAAGUACCGAAAAUAAAAAACUACAAAUGAUUUUGGAGCAAGGCCGACAACAAUAUGGCGCUUUAAUAAACAAAAAUUCGUCGUUAGAAAGCGAGGUUAAAGAAAUGAAACAGAAACUGAAAACAAUAGUGGAUUCUAAAGCUAUGUCUCAAAACGAAAUCAAUACAACAAUUCGUAAACUUGAAGAAAAAACUACAGAGCUUAAAACAGCUAAAGAAACGAUCGAAUGUUUAAAAAAAGAUUUGAGUGAAAGUCAAAAAACGCUCUUUGAUUUGAAGGAGGACUUUUUUAAUUUACAACAACAUGUCACAGGACUAGAAUUUAAAAAUUGUGAGUUAACUCUCCAACUUCAUGAAACUCAAGGGAAGCUCGAAACUGAAAGAAAUCUGUAUCAGGAAUUAAAAACAUCGAAAAAUUCGGAACGUUCUCAACCAAAAGCGCCCUCUGAAUGUGGCGAACUGUUCUAUUGAUUUUAACAGAAAUACAACAAAACUAACCUCUAACACCCGAUUUUCCAGAGAUGGAAGUAAUAUCGUUAAAUCAGCUGCAGAAAUAUGACGAAAUUCUUGAAAAAAUCAACAGUGAAUUUGAUAAAUCCAAGCAGUUGGAAAAGCACGUAAAGGAAGUUGAUUGUGAAAUUAGUGCCCUUAAACUGAAUCAUCAAAAAAUAAGUCAUGUCAAUGUUAAAAUUUUCGGUGAUCCAAUGAACAUCUUCAAUUUGUAUAAAUGCGAUUUGUUGAGUCUCAGUAAAUAUCAUGGUUGUAAUUUUUUCUUAGUGGAGAUUAUUUUAAGUAAAUUAUUUAUCAUGGAUUUGAAUAAUUGGCAGUUGCAUGUUAAUGUUUCUGCUGAGACGUUUUGCACCAACAGUGUACAGUAUUUUGGUAACGAAAACACUAUUUUAAGGACAAUUCCAGUCCCAUCAUAUGUACGUGAAUGCAAAAUUGAGGUUUGUUUAUUUAGAUGGGCACAUGAUGUGUGGAAUGUAAUUGAUUUACAAUCUGUUGAUGUUGAUAUCUCUUAUUAUUUUAGUAAUUCUGUUAAGUCUUCACCCGAUUGUAAUUUAUUAGAACAGGUCACUAAAUUACACAAUCUUGAAACAUUGAACUGUAAGCAUUCAUUGCUACAAUUACAAAAUCAAAUGAAAUGUUAUUUUGAUAAAAAUACUUUUGCAUCAUUUUUUAUAAAGAAUUGCUAUCACCAGUUAAAUUUGGAAUCAAUUGCUGAGUUUGUUAAUGGCAGUAAACGUUUGGCUGAUCUUCAGUUUUCGAUAGGAGAUAGGAAAGUUACUAUUUUACACAAUCGGGAUACAAAUGUUACUAAAUUAAAAUGUGACUUUAGGGAAAUGCAGUCGUUGAAAAAAUUUUUUACAAAGUAUUUUUUCGAUGGCAGUAGCACUGAUGGUUUUCAUAAUAAUUUUAAGACUCUGAAGAAAAAUCAAAACGCGUUAAAACAACUAGACUUGAAUGGGUUGCUUCUUUUGUAUCAGGAAAUUAGAAAAUUAUGGUUUUAAAUCUGUAUCUAAAUAAUCUGAAACAAAGUUUUGUAAUAAAAUAUUGUUUUUUUA